Molecule: messenger RNA, 3095 nt
Organism: Orcinus orca (killer whale)
Lineage: Eukaryota; Metazoa; Chordata; Mammalia; Artiodactyla; Delphinidae
Gene: ARMH4
Product: armadillo like helical domain containing 4
Exons: 8
Coding region: 175-2427 (750 amino acids)
Source: RefSeq, a predicted model, not a curated record
UCCCCCUGGCGUCCCAAACAGCGGAGGGAGUCGCCACCGCUGCAGGGGCAGCCGCGGGGAUGCCGAGCGCGGGCACCAGAGCUCUCCUCUGCGCGCUGCGCGGCUGAAGGCGCACAGGACUCAAUUACUGGAAUUGUCAACUCUACCAGUUUAUGUGCACGUUUCUCUUCCACUAUGAGCAGACCAGUUGUACUGCACAUUUGUCUGGCUUUCUGUAGCCUUCUACUUCUCGGCUUUGCCACACAAUGUCUGGCCUUCCCCAAUGUGGAAAGAAGGGAGAUAGCACCUGUUCAUGAAGAAAAAGGGCAGUCUGAGAGGCUGAACACAGAUGACCUAGAAAAUAACUCCAUUACUUCAAAGUACACUCUGGUCUCUGAAGAACCAAUGAUAGUGUUAGCAGGACCAUCAACAAUGUCAUUAAGUAAAGUAUUCCCUAGUAACAAAGAAACCCCUCCUAUAGGAGCUGGGCUCACGCAGCCUGAUAGCCCUGGCAUUUACACUGCUACUGAGCCAGUGAUCUCAGCAGGGGAAGAAGUGUUUGGUUCCAGCCAGCCAGAGAGAAUGUCUCCCGAAAGCGGACUUUCCAAGGCCAUGUUAAUGAACCCUAUCACUCCAACUGCUUCUCUGAAUAUUGAUGAGAAGGAGGAAUCCUCCCUUAGUACCAUCAUUCAGCCCAUUGUGGAAGGGACCACUGAAGCAACACAAGGUUUUCUGCACUAUGUGGAUGAUCAAUUGUUUGCAACUGAAAAUCAGGCAGGAGUUAGUCUGGGACAUUCACCUUUAUCCUAUGUGAAUGCUAAAGAGAUGCUAACCACCCGUCCAAGGACUGAGAAAUUUGAAGCAGACCCAGAGCAUAAGACAACUUCUUUUCCUGGUGCUGAGCCCACAGCAGGCGCUGAGCCUUCCCAGAUGACAGCUGAUAAUACCCAGGCUACUGCCACCAAGCACUGGCUCGCAACCUCCGAGUCCACCCUGAGUGUUGAGCCAGAAACUGACAGCCUGCUGGGAGCCCCAGAAGUCACAGUGAGUGUCACCAUAGCUGUUCCAGCUGUCUCCGUCGUAAGUGUUGAGUGGGAUGACACCAAAUUAGAGAGUGUAAGCCAGAUAAAGACCCCAAAGCUUGGAGACAAUACAGAGACUCAGGUGAGAAAGGAAACAUCUCAGACAACCCAAGCAACCAGUAAUGGUAUGGAAGGCAUGAAAGGGAGCGAAACUUUGACAGAGGCUGCAGAUGUGGCUCUGAAGCUGCCUGAAGGGGAAGCACACAGGGGAACAGCCCUGCUAAUAGCACGUGGGGAUGAGAGGUCAUCUGCCUUCACCGAUCAAAGUUCCUUUACUCCCACAAGUCCAGUGGAAGGUAUGAAAGUCUCUGUGGAAAACCUGGUCCAAAAUACUGCAGACUUCAUGGAAUCCACCAAGGAGAACAAUGCCAUGCUGUUCUUAGAGACCACUGUUUCCAUCUCAGAAUAUGAGUCUGAGGCAUAUCAGCCAUUGGGAAAUACAUUUAAAGGCAUCAUCACUCAAGAGAUGACAACAGCUGUUCAAGAAGCAGAAGCCACUUUAUCUUCAGUGAUGCAAGAGCAGCAGGUUUCUACCCUCGAGGUUACCAGAGAAGAUGUCGAGACUGAGGGAGGGAAAGAGUUGCCUUCUGCCACAGCUGAUGCUCCUGGUGUUACUCAGCUGUCGAGAAGAUGGGAGCCUCUGGCCACUGUGGUUUCAACGACACCCGUCCCUCUGUCUUUCGAAAUUACUCCCGCUGUAGAAGACCUAAUGGACACAGUCACAGGGCCGAAUGAGGAGUUGUUCACACCAAUUGUGGGUUCUCCAGUGACGCCCCCUGGGAUAAUGGAGGAAGCACCUAGCACUUCCCCAGCGCUUGCUGAUCCUGAGGCAUCUUCCGAGAGAACUGCUGCUCCAUCCAUUAGCUAUGUGAAUACAGCUGCCUCCUAUGGUCUGGACCAACUCGAAUCUGAAGAGGGAGAAGAAGAUGAGGAUGAAGAAGAUGAGGAGGAUAAAGAUGCAGACUCCCUGGAUGAGACCUUGGGUGGUGACACCGAGCUGCCUGGGUUUACUCUCCCUGGCAUCACGUCUCAGGAACCUGGCUUAGAGCAGGGAAACGUGGUCUCUUUGGAGGGAGCCACCUACCAGGUGCCGGACACCAUCGAGUGGGAACAGCAGAGUCAGGGCCUGGUGAGAAGCUGGAUGGAAAAACUAAAAGACAAGGCUGGCUAUAUGUCUGGGAUGCUGGUGCCCGUGGGGGUUGGGAUAGCUGGAGCCUUGUUCAUCUUGGGAGCGCUCUACAGCAUUAAGGUUAUGAAUCGCCGAAGGCGAAAUGGCUUCAAAAGGCAUAAAAGAAAGCAGAGAGAAUUCAACAGCAUGCAAGAUCGAGUAAUGCUCUUAGCUGACAGCUCUGAAGAUGAAUUUUGAAUUGGACUGGAAUUUAAUUGGAAGAGUCAACGAUCUUAUGAUUUUAUUUUUUAUUUGGGGGCAAAAAAAAAGAGGACAACAUUCUGCCAUGCUGGGGCUGUCAGGCCAUCAGUUUCAUUAUCUGCCGGGGAGUAGAUUUUUCGUGUACUGAGCAGAAAAGGCAUGCUGUAUAUGAACUGUAAUAUGCAGUAUUUGUUUUUAUUCUGUAGUGAAAAUUCCACAACCACGGGCUACAACUCGUAAAUAUGCAGCAUACAUGUGUUCAGUAGGAGUUGCUAGGUUAGGUAACUAUUUCGUAUUUUUCGACAUUGUCUUGUCCUUGGUUUGGACUACGUGCGCUGAAGUAUAACAAGUAUUGCUGCCAAGGCACACUUGACUCUGAAAUAGAAAUUUUAACAAAGAAGAACUUGUGAUGACUGCUCUACCUACUUGAAUCCCUAGGCUUGUGGGCCAUGCCACAUACUACAUUUGCAUCAAAACUAGCAGCAACUCGGAGUGAAAUCUUUUCAUCAAGAAGACCUCUCAGCACAUUAGGAUAUAUAUAGAUUUGUUUGUACCUUACAUUAUGUACUUGUCUCCUGGUUUUUAUUAUUUUUCCCCUUCCCUCUUAUUCUUGGCAAAGAAAAAAUGCACUAGAAAUAAUGCAUUAAAUUGACUCUCGGUCUUAA